UGCCUCAACUGCGGGACGACCAACACGCCGCUGUGGCGCCGCGACGGCGAGGGUCGGCCUCUGUGCAACGCCUGCGGCCUGUUCCGCAACCUGCACGGCGUCGACCGACCGGCCAACCUCAACACGGGCGUCAUCAAGAAGCGCAACCGC
Molecule: messenger RNA, 150 nt
Organism: Rhodotorula graminis WP1
Lineage: Eukaryota; Fungi; Basidiomycota; Microbotryomycetes; Sporidiobolales; Sporidiobolaceae
Exons: 1
Biological process (GO): negative regulation of transcription by RNA polymerase II; positive regulation of transcription by RNA polymerase II
Molecular function (GO): zinc ion binding; RNA polymerase II cis-regulatory region sequence-specific DNA binding; DNA-binding transcription factor activity, RNA polymerase II-specific
Source: RefSeq, a predicted model, not a curated record